AUUGUCCCCACUCAAAGUGCCCUAUCUGCCCCUUACAACAGCUAUUAUAUAAGGAGGCCGCAGUUUUCAACGUGCCAUAUUACUAAAACGUUAUCUAACCAAGCUCAUAGUGUCUUGUGGGAACAAAGCAGCAAGUUCCAACGAUGGCUCGUAUUCUGGCACUGGUUGUUUUCCUCUUCCAUUGCAUUCACCCAAACCAAGGCCAACAGUAUGUGAAAAGUGAAACGUCUAACCAAACUCCAACAGAAUUUAUUGGCCAGUCAACUAUUGCAGCGUUUGACAAAGUUCAGUACCACGUGGCCGUAUUUCGCGGGAUACCUUUUGCUAAACCCCUUAGUGGAGACCAGAGGUUCUCAAAACCUCAGACAUUGGAGCUGAAGAAUGAGACAUAUGACGCACUCAACUUUAAAAAUAUCUGCUUUCAAAAACCGGAUGAUGCGGACAAAUGUCGAACUGGCUUCACACAAUCUGAAGAUUGCCUGUAUCUGAAUAUCUACGUGCCUUUAAAAGUAAACAAUAAUGCAGAUAAUUCAAAUGCCAACAUUACUUUAUCAAACAAUAAAACAGAGAAUCUGGCAGUUUAUAUUUACAUUCACGGCGGGGCUUAUUUUGAAGGAAACGGCAACUGCUACGAUAUGGGAAUCUUCUCCGGGUUUGGAAACAUCAUUGUCGUGACGAUCAAUUACAGACUCGGCGCGUUUGGGUUUCUGUCAACGGAUGAUGACGUCAUACCAGGAAACCUGGGAUUGUGGGAUCAACACGAGGCUAUCAAGUGGGUGAGCGAGCAUAUCUCGGCGUUCGGUGGCGAUCCGGGACGUAUCACCGUGGGCGGCCAGUCCGCUGGUAGCUACAGUUCUAUCUUACAAGCGCUGUACCCCGGCAAUGGAGGACUCUUCCAGAGGGUGAUUGCUCAAAGCGGUACCCCGGCGGCCAAGAACAGUGUGAGCAGGGUGGCCUACAACACCAGUCUACACGUGGCCAAGUUGUUGGGAUGUGAUGUAGACGGGCCGAACCAGAGUUCCAAGAUCAAACAAUGUCUUCUGGGAGUCAACGCUUCUAGACUUGCUGAAGUUUCACCACAUGUUUUAGCGCCGUCAACAUUGCCGUUCGAACCUAGCUUAGGCGGAGCAUUCAUCGCUAAUGACCCGAGUUUAAUCUUCUCUAGUAACUCUAACCCUGACGCCAUACCUGCGCAUUUCUCCAACAAAGACAUCCUCAUCGGCGUAGACGCUCAAGACGGUGAGGUGGCUUACAGACUUUGGGUUCUUUUGUUCAAUAUCUCUGCUGCAACUGCCUUCACAACUCCUAUGCCGAAAGAAAGGUUUAGAGAACUUGUUUACGAUUACUUAUCUGACAACUUAAACGAAGACAUAAAUAAAUACAAAAGAAUCAUCGACGCUGUUGUAGAGAGGUACACGGACUGGGGAGACGCGGACAAUUUGACGGUGGUGAGCAACAAAGCUGUGGAAAUGUUGACGGACGUUUUCUUCGUUUUACCCGUGCGUGACACGGCUAUUGGACAUGCGCACAACAAGACAACAUCAAGACGUAGGCGUGACGUAGUGUCGGCGGCUGGGAAGACGUACGUGUACAAGUUUGUGAUCCCCAAAAGUUUGUCGAGUAGAAAUACGAUCUGGUGGGUGGAGGGAACGGAGCACGCUUCUGAAAUUCCGUAUACUAUGGGUAACGUUGGCAACAAUUCCGAUGGUGUGAAGUUGUCUAAGGCCUUUAUGACAUACUGGUCAAAUUUCAUCAAAACAGGAAACCCAAACUCAAACCCAGACAAAACGCCCGCCACUUUUGCUGAAUGGAACCAGUUCACAGUCGCAGACCAGAAGUACCUGUACCUGACCAAUGAUCCAGCAAUGAGGGCAAACUUUGGAGCUGAGACCCGCCACCUGUGGCAAGACGUGGUCCCCAGCUUGAAACAACUGCUGGUGAACCAGGACAGCCUUGUGAAACCUAGCCCAAUAACGUGUCGUAGCAACAGGGGAAGUCACUCCGCGAUCAGUGUCUUUUUUCUUCUCUCGCUGCUGUCCCUUGCGGUUGUCUAAGGAUGCUUUUAUCUUCUUGUUAUGUUUUGUUAUACGGCAGUUUGUUGGUAGGGGUCAUUCAUAAACGACGUCACACGCCUGUGAGGUGUGGUAGUGUGUGUGUGUGGGGCGGGGGAGGGAAG
Molecule: messenger RNA, 2176 nt
Organism: Physella acuta
Lineage: Eukaryota; Metazoa; Mollusca; Gastropoda; Physidae
Product: cholinesterase 1-like
Source: RefSeq, a predicted model, not a curated record